Saccostrea cuccullata (small rock oyster) is the source of this 1916-nucleotide messenger RNA. Its product is annotated as calcium-binding protein P-like. The record is from RefSeq and is a predicted model, not a curated record. NCBI's taxonomy places the organism in Eukaryota, Metazoa, Mollusca, Bivalvia, Ostreida, Ostreidae. Gene Ontology annotation, biological process: regulation of cell differentiation. Gene Ontology annotation, cellular component: membrane. The transcript is spliced from 9 exons. The coding region runs from base 175 to 1188 and encodes 337 amino acids.
ACAAGCCUCUUACUGAGAGGAAGUUUUGUUUUGACAGAUUGUCUGAUUCAUUCUGAUUGGAAUUUUGUUGUAAAUAUUUCCUAGUUCUACCUUAAAGUAAAACACAAAGAUACUUUAAGAUCUGUUUAAUCUUUCAGUUUUAUAUCUACCAGUGUAACUAUACAGGGGGAAAAUAUGGCUUUGAGGAUUGUGAAAUCCGGAUACCUGAAACGUUUCAGUAAGAGUAUGUUUUCUGGUGGCUGGAAGGAUGUUUGGGUUGUUUUGUAUGAUAACAGUGAUCUGUGUAUGUACAAUAGACAAGGUGACCUUGAAAUUAAAGCUAAAAUUCACAUGAAGGAUGUUUGUAAACGAUUUGCCUUUGGAGAACACACAAGUAGUUUCUCAGACAGACCUGAUCUUCCGAGAGGAGCGACUUAUGAACAAGUGUUGGCCAUCCCCAGUAAAAACAACAGCCAGGCUAAAGUGUUCUGGUUCCUGUGUCGGGACAACAAUGAUCUCCAUGAAUGGAUGAGUGCAAUUUGCCAAGUGCUCCCACAACCUGGUCAGCAGCAGCCCUCAGGAGGAAUGCCCCCAAGUAGCUCUACAGGAAGUAUGCCACAAAGUUAUAGUUCACCAUCAGCACCACCCCCCUACAGUGCGGCACCACCUGGGGGUCCAGGAGGGCCAGGGAUAGGAUUCGAUGGUUUGGCAGGAGGACCUGCACCCUACCCAACACAACCUGGUGGAUACCCCCAAGCCCCACCCCCACAGUCUUACAUGCCACCCCAAGGAUACCCUCAGCAGCCUCCCGCUGCAUACCCCCAACAGUCUUAUCAACAAUACCCCCAACAACCUUACCAACAACAACAUUAUCAACAAUAUCCACAACAGCCUUAUCAACAAUAUCCACAGCAACAAUAUCAACAGUAUCCUCAACAACAAUACCAACAACCAUAUGGUUAUGCACAACCAGGAUAUCAGCAGCAAUAUGUUGUUCAACCAAAGAAAAGUAAAAGUGGAGGAAUACUGGGUGGUAAUACAGGCAAAAUGGCUGCAGGUCUGAUAGGAGGAGCAGCCUUAGGAUACGGAGCCUCCAGAAUGAUGGGGCAUGGAUUUGGGGGACCGUUUGGGUGGGGCUUAGGUCGCCACGGAAGUUGGAGUUCUUUAAGUAGCUUUGGAAGUGUAGGAAGUUUUGGUAGCUUUGAUUAAACCUGAAAGAAUUAGUUUAUCAGAAAAAUUAAAACUGCGAUCAUUGAUACUCAAAUUUUUUUUUUUUUAAUUGUUCUCUGAAUUAAAUCUGAUAUUAAAUGCAUAUACAGUCAUGUACAUUUACUUCUAAUUGUCUGUGCUAAUGAUACAAUUCUAACUUUGUUUAACAUAUUAGUUAUGUUAAAGUUUCCUAGAUAGUUAUAUAUAGAACAAACAUCAAUAUUCAUAAUUGCCAUAUACAUGUAUCUCCUGGUGAAAAACAGUUACUGUAGUUAGAUAAUGUUGUUCUUUGACAAAAUUAUGAGAGUUUUGUGGUUCUUAGUCAUGAGACUUAUCUGCCCUUGUUUUUUGCAAUUUAUAUUGUUCAGUGUGUUUUUCUAAUGAACACUGUAAGAUAAAUAUGCAUAUCUCACCAUCUAUGAUACCAGUCCCUGAAAUUUGUGAUGAUUAUUGUGAAUUUAUUUUGUUUUUGAAAGGGACAUUUCAUUAUGUAAAUGUAAUUAGAUAAGUAUGCUCUACUGUAUGCUAUGUCAGAUUUAAUAUCUAGCAAAAUAUUGGUCUUUAUGACAUAUAUGGUCAAAAAAUAUUUACAGUGGAGCCUCAUUUAUCCGGAUGCUUUGGUUCCUAGUCAAUUUGUCUGGAUAUGUGAAGCGUCCGGAUAUCUGAAUCACCAGUUAAACAAGACAAUGUACGUAACAUUUAAAAAUUUCGUCCCGAUGAAAAAUCGU